This is a messenger RNA of Hyla sarda, 4739 nucleotides long. It is a transcript of the gene LEPR, whose product is annotated as leptin receptor. The transcript is spliced from 19 exons. Gene Ontology annotation, molecular function: protein binding; cytokine receptor activity. NCBI's taxonomy places the organism in Eukaryota, Metazoa, Chordata, Amphibia, Anura, Hylidae. Gene Ontology annotation, cellular component: external side of plasma membrane. The coding region runs from base 297 to 3668 and encodes 1123 amino acids. The record is from RefSeq and is a predicted model, not a curated record. Gene Ontology annotation, biological process: cytokine-mediated signaling pathway.
UGCGGCUCACAUUCUCCCAUGAAGGAUCCUGAUGGAUACAGAUGUCCCCUGUGUCCUGAUGGCAUCUCUGCCUGUUCGCUUCACUCUUCAAUGAGCAGUCCUAUGAUUCAGCUUUGCAGUCCUCAGCAUAUGUCAGUCCCACUACCCUCCCCUGUGCAUGUGUGGGAGCUGGGCCGGCUCUACAUAGGGGGGUGACAGCUCACACAUCAGGAUCUGCACACAAAGCUGGGAGAGCCUGCAAGUACCUCGCACACUGAUACGACACUGCAGCUGCGCUGGAUUGUCCAUAAGAAGACAUGGUCCUGAGAUGGAUAUUGGCAGCUCUACUGCAAGAAUAUAUUACAAUAUCCAUAGCAUCACCAGGGGUUCACAUACUUCCUCCGUCAGGACUCUAUUUCUCUUACCUGUCGACCAAUGAUUCUUCAUAUUCUUCACUGUGGGAAGGUCCGGCACCAGAAGAGGUUAAUAAACAGCAGAGGAAUAUCUCAUGUAUCAAUGUAGAACACAGCAGAACAGCACAAUAUGGCGUCCUCUGCCUCUGGAACGGGAUUGGACACAACCCUGAGACAAUUGUUCAAGACUAUGUGGAGUUCAAGAAGAUUAUUUUCCCCUCAGAUGCACAUCUAGUAGAUCACACGUGGCACUUGCAGUGCUCUAUGGGAGUCAAUUCUACCCAGAUAACCUGCAGCAUCCAAUACAUCACACAGGAGAAGAACACGAUGAACCUGGAGUCUAUGCCUCAUCUAUAUUAUGCAAGCAGGGAUGACAAGGAUGAAGACACAAUGGGAGCUGAUUGCAGAUGUGACAGACAUGAGGGGUGCGAGUGCUCCCUCUCCCCCACUAUACACAGUGCGUCCUAUAUCCUGUGGAUGGAGAUCCCCCACCCCACCACAUCGCUGCGCUCCCCCCCGCUGCGCCUCCUGACUGCUGCCAUUAUAAAGCUGGACCCUCCUACUGACCUGCGAGUGGAGAUAACCAGUGACGGGAAGCUAAAGGUUCUCUGGUCCAUUAUGGCGCCCUCAUCCCCAAGUGUCCAGUGUCAAGUAAAACGUUCUGUGAAUACAACAGAGGAGAUCUCAGCACCGUCUUAUGCAAUUGUGGAGGAGACCUAUGUCAUCUUUGAGGUCCCACAGUCCUGCUCACCGAUGGUAUUUGAGGUGCGAUGCAGGAAACUCCCUGAACUUGGUGUUUGGAGUAACUGGAGUCCUCCUAUGGUAUUUAAGUCCCAAGACGGAUAUUAUUUCCCACAGAGAGCUGCAGUCAGCAGCGGAUCCAGCGUUUCGUUUUUUUGCAUGUACUGUGAUAAAAACAAGAAAAUCCCAGCCAAGGCCAUAACGUGGGGUCUGAACCUGGUGGAGCAGAUCCCCUCCAGGCAGUAUAUGGCAGUAAGUGAUUACGUUGGAAAAGUCACAACUGACAGUCUGAACACGACGACACCAAAGGGAAAGUUCCAGUUCGACGCCUUGUACUGCUGUGCCCGGGGCAUCGAAUGCCAGCCAAAAUACGCUGAAAUUUAUGUCAUAGACACUAACAUCAGUAUCACCUGCGAAACCAACGCGAAAAUUACCUUUAUGACCUGCAGGUGGAUCCCGAAAAAGAUCAUCCCACUAAAAGACAUCACCUUUACCUUCAGAUAUUAUGUGGAAUUGGACUAUUCGAACGAGAUGCUUAUAAAAUACAACACAUCUACUAUAAAGAGCUGUGACCUGCAGCAGGACGGCCACUAUGAAUGUGUUUUCAAUCGGAUUCAGACCAUGCACAGUUACCACAUGUGGGUUGAAAUACAGCACCCGAGCGGCGCGCUGAGAUCCCCACCCGUGUCACUGAGGCCCCUUGAUGUGGUGAAGCCAAGCGCUCCUACGAUGGUUAAGGCUAAAAGGGUGGCGGACACCAUACAGGACAUAAGAUAUCUACAGGUGACCUGGGGACGGCCCAGACCGGCGCUAAAAGACAUCUUCUACCAGCUCCGCUAUCGGCUGCGAGGACAGGAGGCGGAAUGGCAGGUAGUAGAUAUCUACAGAAAGGCAUCUGCCAACAUAACCAAUGUAGAUGUCUGCCAGGCCAACACCAUUCAGGUCCGAUGCCAGCUGGUUAAUGUGUCUAAGAUCUGGAGUGACUGGACCAAUGCCAUCGAUACAGAGGUCACGGACUUCAACGAUCCCUUGAGAGGACCAGAAUUUUGGAGAAUUAUAACGAAAAAUAGUAUCCAGAAAGGCGACAACAUAACGCUGGUUUGGAAGCCAUUACAGAAGGAGGAGUCACUGUGCAGUAUUCGGGGGUACGAACUUGUACAACAAGUGUCCAAUAUCAUCAGCUGGUCCACGUAUGUGGGCAAUGUGACCAACUACACCCUGACCCUACAGGGAAGCACGGUCACUGUGAGCAUACGAGCGGUUAACUCUCUUGGGCAGUCGAAGAUGAACCACAAUUUAACGCUGUCAAAAGACAUGAGCACCGUAAAGGCAGUGCGAUCGUUGGAUGUGUACGCCCUAAACAGCACCGUACUCGCAGUGUGGACAAUGGCCCCCGUGUCCUAUGAUGUUGUGGGGUUCGUUUUGGAAUGGAGGAACCUGAGGGAAAGGUCGCAAAUGCACUGGACUUACAUUCCUCCCAACAUCAGCAGAUAUUACAUUAAAGACCAAUUUUAUGCUAUUGAGAAAUAUCAGUUUAGCCUCACUCCGGUGUUUUUGGAAGGUGUCGCAAGCCCUUACAUUACAUAUGAAUUCUCUAAAGUGGACACAGAUGAAAUGCAGAACAAUACAGGUUUAUACAUUAUUUUACCUGCGAUUACCGCAACAUCUUUUCUUCUGGUGAUAACUCUGGCAAUAUCACAUCAAAGAAUGAAGCGACUGUUCUGGAAAGAAGUGCCCAACCCCAAGUACUGCUCCUGGGCUCAAGGAGUCAAUUUCCAAAAGCCAGAUACAUUAGAAAACCUUUUCAUGAAGCACCAACACCUGCCGCACAAUUUCCCGUUCAUCAUAGAACCCGAAGUUAUAUUUGAAAACCUGAAUAUCGAGAAGGGAUGGGGGAAGGAAGACGUAGACAACGUCUCAAUAAUCGAGCGCUUCACAGACGACCACGAUUCCGCGUGUACCACGGGCCAUUUUAGCAGCACUUGUACGUACACAGAUGAACCCGAGAUCUCCAUGUACGGAGAUAACUCACGCCAGUCCAGUGUAAAAUAUGCAACCAUCAUCAGCAACCCGCAACAAGGCAAGCCAAGCAUUAACGAGAGGAAGAUCAGCGUCAGCUCCGGGGACGGAUGUUUUCUGAGAAAUAAUUCCAUUGUUAUCGGGAAUCUAGAAGACAAAAAGCAGGCGUUUCUCAUCAUGGCCGCAUUACAUGCAAAAGAACCCAAGAUGACGUCGUCAAACUCUACCGUGUCGUCUGAAGGGUUCUCCGAGCCUACUGACCAAGAAGAGAGCUUCGAAGGAGAUAGCCCCGAUAGGAAUCUCUACUACUUGGGGCUGGAUUCAAACCAAAAUAUUGAACAGGACAAUUAUUUCUCAAAAAAUCCCUUGGUGACCUAUCAUAUCCAGGAGAACAUAUCAUAUCAGGAGCUGGACUAUCGGAGAGAAAUGUCUUCCAAACUAAUAGAAAAUGACUAUGGACACCCAGGUUUUUUGAAGAGAACGUUGCGCCCGUAUAUGCCACAGUUUCAGAACUGAUCUCCAGAGGACACAGAGGUGUUUGAUAUGUGUACGUGAUGCAAAACCAUUGUCCAUAAGGCAUUGCACACAGUCAUUCAAGAAUGUGAAGGGAUGAUCAUUUUACUAGGGGUGUUUUUAGGUUGUAAUCAAAGGUUCAAGAGCCAUCGGCCAACCCUUGUGCUCCAUUUAGAUGGUUAUCCCUAGUGGUGGAUCCCUUCCUAAAAUUGUCAGGGGAAGAGAUCACUUUGUUGUCCUCUUACAUCUCAUGACCUUCAGUUAGCCAAUGGGCUGAACGUGAUGUCCCUAGAUCAGGGUUGUGACAUCAUUAAACUUUAGCUUAAGCUAAUAUGGGACAUUUGUUGCAUUUGUAUAAAACAAAGUCAUAAUUCUAUAUGUAAAGCACAUUCUACAUGGAACAAACCACACGUACCGUGCAACCUGAGGUAACAAACUACUAUACUACAGUGUAGCAUAAUAAACGGCUAUUAAAGGGGCCGUCUGGUGGAAAACAACUUAUCCCCUAUCUACAGAAUAGAGGAUUAGUGUCUGAUCGUGGGGGGUCCGACUGCUGGGACCAGGCUCUCUGAGAGGAGUUUAAUGGGGACUCCGCCCCUAGACACCUCAUUUCCUAUGCAAAGGAUAAGAUGUUUGAUCGCAGCACCCGGCGUUCGUUUAGAACGCCAGCUGCAGUGCCGGAGGUUUGUGACGUCGCGGCCACACACCCUCGUGACGUCACGCCACACCCCCUCAAUGCAAGUCUAUGGGAGGGGGCGUGGUGGCCGCCACGCCCCCUCCCAUAGACUUGCAUUGAGAGGGGGGAUGACAUAAUGAGGGGGCGUGGCCGUGAUGUCAUAAGCCUCUGACACCCCAUCGCUAGUCAUCCGGAAUGGAGCGAAGUUCGCUCUGUGCAUCGGAUGACUAGGGUGCUGCAGCAGAGAACGCGAGGGAACCCAGUGGCAGGACCCUCGCAAUCAGAUAUCUUAUCCCCUAUCCUUUGGAUAGAGGAUAAGAUGUCUAGGGGUGGAGUACGCCUUUAAAGGGGUUAUCCAGGAAAAAAAACUUAUAUAUAUAUAUAUCAACUGGCUCCAG